GAAUCUACUGCAGAAAUUCAAAAUGGCAGACCAUGCCAAGAAAGCAUCAUAGGUAAAGAUUCACACCCAAAAGAUCCAGUCUGCACAGCACAGCUUGAAAUGUCUUGCAUGAAAGCCAAGCAAGUACAAGUAUCGGAAGUUCACAAUGAAGCAAGCGUUGGUAAUACUGAAGACACAUCUGUUGAGAAUAUCACAAGCACAGGGGAAGAUCCAUGUAUACAAUCUUCAAAUAUAUCUUCUUCAGUAAGCAAGAAGAAUUACUGCUACAUUUGUGGAAAACUGCAGUCAAAAUUUACACGCCACUUAAAAACCCAUGAGAAAUCAAAUGUCGAUGUUGCUCGGGCUUUGGCAUUGCCAAAACACUCCAAAGAACGUCAAAAACUUCUGAACAAACUGCGGAACAAAGGGAACUACGAACACAAUGCAGAUGUUUUAGCGAGUGGGACUGGACUGUUAAAACUCAGACGUAAACCAAAGAAAAUAUAUAAUUCAAAAGAUUAUGUGCAUUGUAUGUAUUGCCAUGCAAUGUUUCUCCGGAGGGAUCUCUGACGACACGUUCGAAAUUGUCUUUCCAAACCAGUGGAAGAUCAGGCAGAGCCAGGAAGAACUAGGGUCUUGUCUUUGGCAACAAUGUCUAAUACAGCUCUCUGUCAACAAAUAUCACAGGGUGUUUGGAAGCUGUUAACUGUGAUGAAAGACGAUGACAUCUCUGCUGCUGUGCGGAGUGACUUUUGCAUUCUUCAGCUGGCCCAGUCAUUUUUCAAUAAACAUGGACAGGAUCCCACCAAAUAUGACUAUAUUCGACAGAAGCUCCGGGAAGUUGGAAGACUUCUGCUGAUUCUGAGAAAAGAAUUUUCAGUACAGACUCUUGAAGAUGCUGUAAGACCUGCAAAUUUUAAUGUGGUUAUCCAGGCUGUCAAGAGGGUAUCUGGGUUUGAUGAUGAAAAACACUCAUACCAGACUCCAAGCCUUGCCCUCAAGUUGGGCCACUCUCUGAAUAAGAUAUGUGACAUUAUACAUUGCAGAGCUCUAAUGGCAGAAGACAGUGAGGGGAUAAAGUCAACCCAAACAUUCAAAAAGCUGUCUGAUGCAAAGUGGUCUGAACUUGUUUCUCACACAGCUUUGACCACCUUGAAUGAGGGGCACUUUAACAAGCCAUCCACCCUCCCUUUCACAGAGGAUGUACAACGUCUUCACCAGCAUCUUGAAAAGGUUGCCGAUUUAGCCUCUGAGAACUUGAAACAGAUGCCAUCAGCACAAGUCUAUGGAGAACUUUGCAAAGCAACUCUAGCAAAAAUCAUACUGUUUAACCGACGACGUUGAGGAGAGGUUGCAAAGAUGCAACUGAAAGGUUUUCUAGAGAGGGACACAGCUGCCCUACAUAAAGGUGUUGCUGUUGGGCUAACAAAGUUUGAACAAAAACUUUGUGCACAUUUCAGUCAGGUGGAAAUUAGGGGUAAAAGGGGGCGAAAAGUUGCAGUCUUGUUAUCGCCAGACAUGGUUGAUGCCUUAACACACCUCAUAAUCAGAAGAACAGAGUGUGGAGUCCCAGAAGAAAACACAUUCCUGUUUGCAAGACCCAACUGUUUGACUCCAUAUCGAGGACAAGACUGUCUGAGAAUUUAUGCAAAUGAGUGUGGUGCGCAAAACCCUGAACUCCUCCGGUCGACACAGUUACGCAAACAUGUUGCAACUUUGUCACAGGUCCUGAACCUCAAAAAUCAUGAGUUGGACCAAGUUGCUGACUUUUUGGGCCACGAUAUUCGUGUCCACAGAGAGUAUUACAGGCUUCCGGAGGCUACAACCCAGCUGGCCAAAAUAUCUAAACUACUACUUGCCAUGGAGAAAGGGUCACUUACAAAUCUUCAGGGCAAAACACUAGAAGAGAUUGAAAUUGAAGAUAAGUUAGACUUUACUGAUUCUGAGCAAAGUGAAGACAGUGAUGCUGAGGAGAUACAUCCACAGACACAAACAGAAACAGAUAUUGACUCUGCCUUUGGAGGCCCAUCUCAAGAUUGUGGUAGGAAAGACAAAGAGCGGAGCAGGAGGGAAGAGCAUGAACAACAUGGAAUGAAGAAGGCUAGGCGCCCUGUUGAGAAACCUCCAGGCACCUCAGAUGAUGUUGACUCUGCCUUAGGAGGCUCAUUUCAAGUGAUUCGCGAUAAUUCUCCUGAAAGGGAUGAUGCAAGAAGGAAACAAAAACAAAUAUGGUCUCCAACAGAAAUCGCUGCAGUAAUGAGACAUUUCCGGAACCACAUCGCAAGGUGUAAACUCGCCACUAAAAUGGAAUGCCAACAGUGCAAGAAUGCUGAGCAUCCUGUUUUGGCUAGUUGCUCUGUCCAAAACAUAAGAGAUUUCGUCAGGAAUCGCGGCUUAACACUAAAAAACAAACAGUCACAACAUACUCAAUAAGUGUUUUUUUUUUACUUUGUUUUGUUUAUAUGCAAGAGAAACAUUCUUCUGCUGUUGAACAUCUGUUAAAUGAUUUAAUGUGCUUUCAUAAUACCGAAAAAUGUUUGGUAUGAACUUUUACAUUUAUGAACAGUUAUAAU
Sinocyclocheilus rhinocerous is the source of this 2552-nucleotide messenger RNA. RefSeq lists its product as uncharacterized. The transcript has 7 exons. Bases 1339 to 2412 code for a protein of 357 amino acids. Lineage: Eukaryota; Metazoa; Chordata; Actinopteri; Cypriniformes; Cyprinidae. Gene Ontology annotation, molecular function: DNA binding. The record is from RefSeq and is a predicted model, not a curated record. Gene Ontology annotation, biological process: DNA recombination; DNA integration.